Scophthalmus maximus (turbot) is the source of this 7386-nucleotide messenger RNA. RefSeq lists its product as uncharacterized. Bases 5766 to 6863 code for a protein of 365 amino acids. Gene Ontology annotation, biological process: DNA integration. Gene Ontology annotation, molecular function: nucleic acid binding. The transcript has 3 exons. NCBI's taxonomy places the organism in Eukaryota, Metazoa, Chordata, Actinopteri, Pleuronectiformes, Scophthalmidae. The record is from RefSeq and is a predicted model, not a curated record.
CUGUGAAACCUGUUUGCCUUCUGCUCGAGACAGAUUAAAAUACUUAGACAAAAUCCACUUUGUUCAAAUAAUCUUUAUUCCAGCCUCUCCACAGGACACACGAAAGAUUUUCCACAACAAACUUGGUGUCAGAAGUGGGAUCGCUUGAGGGUCCGUCGGGGCUCCGAGGACGUCGGUGAACAACCACCAGAAUCAACAUCUGAUUCUGCCUCUACCUCAUCUAAAAUACAUUUCUGAGAUGAGAGUACUGACGUUCGAGGAUGGACCGAUCGACCUCGCGAUCCUAGACGAAAAGAUUAUCUUCAAAACCGGUGAGAAGUUGAAAUUCUGAUUCAUUUAAAACAAAACUAAUUAAUUCCUAUUUUUAAAUUUUUAUAUAUAUAUGACAGUUUUUGGACCAAGUAAAAUUAUAGACUAUCUUAUCUCAACUAUGGGACUAGUAAAAUAAGGAUGGUUGUGUGAUAACAUACGAUUGAAUUUUGUCUUCACUACUAUAUGUGACUGACAGAACCACACAGCAAAGUCCUUUGACCUGAUGAUAUAUGCCAGGAAAACAAGGGUCGUUUUUUGAUAACUAGACAGCGAAGUCCUUUGACCCGCAUAUAUGUGCAUUCAUUGUAUGAGAUUUUUAUCUCUGCAAUUAUUGUAUAAGGCUUUUAUCUUUGAUUGUGCCUGAAAAAACAGAUCCAAGAUUCACUGUGACGACUGUGUCUACAAGUAACGAGCUCUAAGAGAAAUCAACCUCACCAUGGGAGGUAAGUAAGGAGGAAGCCCCUCCUGAGGGUCCAAUAGUUGACAUAAUGAUAAGAAAACACGGUCCAGAGUCAUAAAUGCGUUUAAAUCACUGGGUAAAAAAUCACGGAAUCCACCAGGAUAUUCUUUCAGUUCUACUACAUGGAAAUACCUUGAGCAAAGCAUGAAAAAAGCUGAGAUAAAAAAUGAAAGAAGGAAAGAAAAUCAAAAUAGCGGAUUUACGGGAAAUAGAAUUACAAACCAAAUGCCUCUCAUCAUGGCAAUGUGAAUGUGAGAGAAGGAAAACUCCUUGUGCCCCUGGAUCCAACCCCACCCCUACCCCAGUACCCCAUGAUAAAUGUCAAAGGGCCGAACGGACCAGGUCUGGUCCACAGGCCGUGGACAGAAGUGGACAUGGAAAGAGCAAUGAAACACCUGCCUAACGUGACAUUCUCAGGCACUAAAUUCGCUAAAAGCCUCAUGGCAUUUUGUGCAGAAUUUAUGCCAACUAUGCCUGAGCUCCAGUCUUUUAGUUUUGCACAUGGGCGUCGCUCAUUUCGCCAAAAUCAGCGCAACCACAGCUGGUGAAUUCCGACUGCUCAAACCCAUCUGGACUGACAAUGAAAAUCAACCUUAUCAUGCAGCCCUCCUGGGACUCUGCCAAGUUAUCAGAGCGGCUUUCCCUCUGAAAGUAAACACGACAAAAGUUGCCAUCUGCGAGCAGGAAGAUGGCAAAUCAGUGGAAGCGUUUUAUUAACGAUUUCACUGCAUAUUCAACGAGAACUGCGGCUUGGAGGAACCAGCCGACUGGGGUGACACUGCAAGUCUCUUGGAGGCCCACUUCAGAGAGGCUUUCCUCAUCGGACUCAGCGAUCCGAUUAGAAAGUACGUGGAAGCGUAUCUUGUCGACUGGCAAAACACCCGCUUAACUGAAGUCAAGAGAUACGCUGCAUACGCUCAUAGGCACCUCACUGCAAAAACAGAAAAAGCUGCACGUCGGCAGUCCAACGAACUUCGUAAUGUCCACCUCACCAUGGUUCAAGCUGUUGGACAAAUGGCUGGAGGAUAAGACACCAACGGCCCACAGACAAAUCAACACUGCCCGCCGCUUCAAAGACAAGGCGGAAGAGGACGCCCCAACAGAGGGUACGGCAACAGGGGACAGAGAGGGCCAAAGACUGCCCUCAACGACGCGAUUUGGCCGGAAGAGGGGCGAGACGAGGUGGUCGUCACCCUGAUUGACUAACAGACGAGGAUGGCGGAGGGGCAUGUGAGGAGGAGACAUUCUGCCUGCCUGCGGAGACUACAGAGAAGGGAAGUGAAACACACACACACAGCUCAUGCAAUGAAGACACGCUUGCUCCACUGAAAACACACAGCACAUGCAAUGAAGACACGCUUGCUCCACUGACAACACACACACACAAAACAGCUGAACAACACAGACUCCUGUUAUCAGCCAUUGCAUUUUUCAAACAGGAGGAAGAAAAAACUCACACCUAUGCAAAAUAUACAUCACAGGCUCAUACAACAAUGUCUGAAAUAGAUCUUGUGAUAAAUGGAAAAACUUUGACUUUUCUUGUAGAUUCGGGUGCAACAUGUUCUGUGGUUAAGCAAAGCCAGUUACCAAAUCAAAAACUGAGUGGCAGAUAUGUUCUCUCCGUGGGUGCGUCUGGCUCCACAACAAAAGAGUGUUAUACUGUCCCACUCACAUGCACAGAUCCUAAUGACACACAACCCGCGAUGUCACUCAAACAUUCGCUCUCCAUGUUGUCCAGUCAAUCUAAUGGGUAGAGAAUUAAUGUUGGCAUUUGGCAUUCAUUUGAUAUCCAGUCCCACAGGUUUAGUAGUGGUAAGAACUGGGCAGUCUACCUCAUUGACCAUGUUUUGGUCCACAGGUGACGGCCUCUUUAUGACGGCCUCUUUAUCUAUAAAUGGGACAUUCCUCUGACUGUGGGACAGAAACUGAUAGACAUAGCUAACUCUCGAGUGCACUCGUCAGCUGACUUCAUGCUACCAGAUUGUCUACACUGUACUGCGCAUGUGUCUCAUGGACCUGACCCUGAUUUUGAAACAUUGUUCUUUCAGGACAGAACUGACUCUCUGAUGUGCUCUACUUUGUUCUGGGAAACUCCUCAAUAGCGUACUUUGUUUCAAGUGAUGUUCUCUUCCCCACACGUCUCCUUGUGCAAGGCCAAGGACGAUCAGUGGAGUGACACAGGCGCCUUUGUGGCCUUUCGUCAUACUAUCACUGACUGGGAGCCGACUUCGACUGCAAAGCCUUACAGGAAGUUCCUUCCUCACUGUGGGCCACACAUAAGUAUGACGUGGGACACAUCAGGAACGCCGAACCGGUGGUUAUCACACCAAAAUCUGAUUUCAGACCACACAAACAUCAGUAUCCAUUAAAGACAGAGGCCAUUGAGGGCAUUGAACCUGUUUUUGAUUCUUUGUUGCAGGCUGGAGUAAUUGUCCCCCUCACCGACUCUCUUCAGUCGAAUCGGGGGGGGAGAAAGAGCCUGAUGACGGCGGCGGGUGCACACCCAGCAGUCACUGGGGUCCUCGUUUCAGCAAAAACGUCCCUGCCUGUGAUUGGUGCUCUGGUGCGUGAGAUUCCAGGUACCAUCAAGAGAGCAGCGGCGUACACGAAACUCGUGGUCCCACCGGCGCAGGCGCCUCCUCCUCCCAACGAGAUGACGGGCGCCUUCCUGACUAGCCAAACGAUUCGCCGUGUUACGCGGUGGCCUCGUUUCCCAGUUCUAUUCCAUCCUGGAGCAGAUGCAGCGCUCAUCAGAGGAGGGGUAGAAAUUCCGGAAGCACAUGUCUUCCCAACCCGGUGUCCGAGCUCAGCGCUCGUCUGGUAAUUGGCGGGAUCGCCGCAGCGGCCUCUCAACCUCCUGCCCCGCCUGCCUCUCUUCCCUCUCAGCCUGCGUUUCAUGCCUGUACCUGGACCGACCCUCCGGUUGAGCCUCCGAGGAUAUGGGAGCAGGAGAAAGUGACAUGUUGGGGAGGUUAUGUGUUUUCAAUCAGCAGUAAAUGCUCGUGUGUCAAGCAACACAACGGCUCUUGUCAGAGCCAAACACGAGCCUUCUUUGAAGAGCACAUGUUCUGCUGACAUUCAGCCUGUUCCUGAGUCUGCUGGCUCUGCGGCAGCUGAUGUUCACAUAACCUCCACACCAUUUGUGUCAGUGGCCUCUAACCUUUCGGUUAACUGGCCGACCAGACUCAUGUCACGAACACAGUGACAGUGUUCUCUGUCACACAUUCGGAGUUUUCUCCCUCGCACAUCUCUAUAAAUGUGUUGUGUGAUAACGAGCCCACGAGCGACGUUUUUUCGCCUCGUGUGGACAGUGCACUGGUUUCUCCACCUGCACACAGCAUUUGGUGUGUGAGCGCCUGUCACACUGGCUGUGUGAGGCUAUUUCGCAGGCAUAUCUCUCCUCUGGGGUGGAUCCCCCGGAGACUGUCAGGGCGCAUUCCACCAGAGGAAUUGUGUCCUCUGUGGCUCUGCAUGGAGGGAUGGCAGUGGGGGACAUCUGCACUGCAGCUUCAUGGUCCUCCCCUGCUCUUUCAUCCGGUUCUAUCUGCGGGACGUUUCCCAUUUUUCUAUGACCCACUCUGUACUGAGUGUUUUGUCAGAGUGAUUCAUGUGGUGAUUGUUUGUGUGAACUCUCCAUAUUAUACUCAUUGCCGUCUGUUACAAUUCACUACAUCUGCAUUUCCUCACAGCGAUUGUUCGUUGUUCCCAGCCUUCAUCCCGAUUGGGGGGAAUUUGAUGAUUCCAUUCGUAUCCUGCUCCAUUCAGGAGCUUAUGGGACCUGCUAUGCGUCAUUACGCAUGGCACAGUGGUUGGGUGUGUGGUUUGUUUAUGCUUGUGGUACCGAACGGGCCCAUUGAGGCAUGGACUACAUCCGGCUUCGCCUUUAAAUCCCACUAGCAAUAGCCUUAAAGGGCGAAGCCUAUGCAAUAUAGAACGAUAGUUACGUAUUGUAACUCCAGAUUUUAUUCGUAUAGGCGCAGCCCUUUAAGCUAUGGGCCUCACUGGCUUCUUGAAUGGCUGAAGAAAAGCUAUUCUUGGGAGCAGAUUGACGGUCUCGGUCCAAUUUAUACACAAGCGAUAGCCUUUAAGGGCUGCGCCUAUAUUCAUAGAAUCUGGAGUUACAAUACGUAACUAUCGUUUUCUGUGGUUGAUCUCUCCUUUUCCAGUGUUCCCGUUGCUAAAGACAGCCAGUUUUGGUUCGCUUUUAAUUUCGAUGGCAAACCUUACACUUUGACUCGUCUGUGUCAAGGUUAUACUGAAUCACCGACCGUUUACAACACAGCGCUGAAAGAAAGCUUGGAUCCACUCCAAGUCACUCCAGGUUCAGCGCUGCUCCAGUAUGUUGAAGACAUAAUGGUUGCAGCCCCGACCAAACAACAAUGCGAAAAAGACACUGUCAAACUGCUGCACCACCUGGCAGCCGAAGGCCACAAGGCUAGUUUGUCUAAAUUACAGUUUGUGCAGGAAGAAGUGUGUUUCUUGGGACAUCAGAUUUCCAGUGAGGGUAAAACUCUCUCCCCCAAGCGCAUUUCUGCCAUCGUAAAUCUGCCUAAACCUCAGACAAAGAAACAAAUGAGGUCCUUUCUAGGCAUGUGCUCCUAUUACAGGUGCUUCAUCCCUAAUUAUUCUCAGCUUUAGGCUCCACUCAGCGCGAUGAUACAUGGUCAAGGUCUGUCCUCCCACGCAUCUGUUAUCUGGACUCCUUCCGCUGAGCGUGCCUUUAUCAACAUGAAAGUGGCUCUGCAAUCCCCACCGACACCGGGAUUGCCCGACCCGUACAAGCCUUUUACACAGGCUGUAGACGAGCGCAACCGAUGCAUGACCUCUGUUCUCUCGGCGACAGACUCCGACCGAUGGCUUACUUCUCAGCUAAGUUAGAUCCUGUCACUGCGGGUCUACCGCACUGCCUCCGAGCAGUGGCGGCUGCAGAAAAAGUGUUGACAGUGUCACGUCACAUUGUAGGUUUUUUCGGACGUUACACUUCUCGUUCCACAUGCAGUUUCACACAUUCUGCUUGAACAAAAGACGUCACCCCUCUCCGCUGCUAGGUAUCUUAGAUAUCACACGUCUUUUGGACAUGCCAAAUGUCACUGUGAAACGCUGUACUGUUCUAAAUCCUGCUUCUCUACUCCCCACACCUGACGAUGGCGAGGAGCAUAACUGUUUGGCAGAACUCCAAGCUCUGUGCACUCCUCCACCUGACAUGACUGACACUCCCCUCGACAACCCUGGUUCUGCUACAGGCCUUAAUCGUGUUGGUUUUUCUGUUGUUUCAGAUUCAGAGACUCUCCGUUCUGGCCCUCUCCCUUCUCACUACUCAGCCCAAGCAGCAGAGCUUACUGCCCUGACCAAAGCAUGUAAAUUCUCCGCGGGAAAUGCGAGGGCUGAUGCAGCGGCCAAGGCCGCAGCCCGACCCCCCCCCCCCCCGCAGCUGCCUGAUAAACCCCUGAUAAGUGUGGCCUUGCUGCAGACACACGUCUCACUCCCUGACUCCCUCCCUUCCACCCUCUCCCAGCUGCAGUCUCUCUCCACACCGGAGGAGAACCAUCUGUGGUCCUCAUCAGGAUGCACUUUCAGUGAUGCCGUUUGGUGGGGGCCGAAUGGUCACCCUUGCCUCCCAAAACACUUUUUUCCUCACUUUGCAAAGUUAACACAUGGGUUAGACCAUGUGUCAAAAGGGGGAAUGUUGAGUAUGGUUGAUCAAUACUGGUUCACAAAAAGUUUUUCCAUUUUUGCUCAAAAACAUUGUCAAGCCUGCGUCACAUGUGCAACACACAACGUAGGAAGACCAGUACAAGUUUCAGCACAGGCGGCACAUCCACCACCUACACGACCAUUUGAACAUAUGAUGAUGGAUUUCAUUGAACUAGAUCCAUCUGAAGGCAAGAAACAUUGUCUGGUAAUGGUAGAUAUGUGGUCCAAACGGGUGGAAGCUUUCCCUGCCUCAAAACAAACAGCUGGAGUAGUAGCUAAAGCACUGCUUACCGAAAUUAUUCCCAGAUGGGGAAUCCCGAGCAGAUUGUCCACCGACAACGGGACACAUUUGGACACCCAGGGUUUUGUGGUCUCCGAUGCUCCGUACUCGCUCUGAUUCUUAUCUCUUUAGUGAUUGUAAUCUUCGUAACCUUCAUCAUCCCUCUCUUGUGUUGUCUGAUUGUGAACAUGUUCUCUGCUCACAAGGUUGUGUACUCAUGUGUGUCUGCCAAAACACCAGAUCUGUAUCCUACCCCUUCCUACAUUGAUUCUGAUGAUGAUGAUUAUGUCGAUUCCAUGACCAAGUUUUCUUCCGUUUAGAUGUUUUGAUUGACGACAUUUCUACUGUUUAGUUAUGUUUGAAACCCUCCUCUAAUUGCUUGCUAAAAUUAUCAGUUCACCUUUUGAUCCCAAAACAGCCCUUUUGCUUGUUUUUAAGAUGAGUUUCUGUAUGAUGAUGUAUUUUAAACCUUCUUGGUGUAAUAUGUUUGAUGUUUCCUGAAGCUCUUCUGUUGUGAUUAAUAUAUAAUCAAAAGGAGGAUGUAAUAAAAAAUAUUCUAUAUACUGUGUUACAUAUACUUUAUACUGUGUGAUUCGUAGUUCUAUAUCGCGUGACCUGAUUGCUUAUGUCUCCCUUCACA